AAGCUAUAAUUGCUGCUUGUACGGAUGCAGUCAAAGAUUGGUGGUUGGAACUUUCGACAGAAUACGGAGAUAAUCCAACGAAUAAUUUCACUCACACUGUUUUUAGUCAAAAUUUUUUGCAUUUCACACAGAUGGCUUGGGGUAAAACGCAUAAAAUUGGCUGCGGUAGCGCUUUACACUACAAUUAUGGUCAUAAAAUCAAUGUCGUUUGCCAUUAUUUGCCCCGUGGAAAUGUGGAGAAUGAAUUAAUUUACGAACUUGGCGAGCCAUGUAAGGACCAUAGCGAUUGUGAUAUUGGGAAAUGUUUAAAAGAAUCCGGAUUGUGUCGAAAAACAGAAAAAUCUAUAUUUGGACGUUUAUUUCGUUAUCCGGUGUAA
Messenger RNA from Acanthocheilonema viteae, 377 nucleotides. NCBI's taxonomy places the organism in Eukaryota, Metazoa, Nematoda, Chromadorea, Rhabditida, Onchocercidae. The record is from the annotation of a GenBank genome assembly.